UUAGCUCUAGGAUCAGCAUCCCCGUCCGGGCAGCUGUAGCUGUGUGGCCUCUCCCGAGAUCGGAUGCUGUGGUAGAGGAGGAGGAGCGGAGAGAGCGCGACCAGAGCCCCUGAGACCAGUCCUCAUCCAGCGCGGACCCUGCCGCCCGGCAGCCAUGCCUCUCUUCACAUCCAACCCCUUUGAUCCUGAUGUAGAGAAAGCGACAAGUGAACUCAACACGGCCGAGGACUGGGGGCUUAUCCUUGACCUAUGUGAUAAAAUUGGGCAGUCGCGUACGGGGCCUAAAGACUGUCUGCGCUCCAUUAUGAAGCGAGUGAACCAUAAAGACCCCCACGUGGCUAUGCAAGCACUUACACUGCUCGGGGCUUGUGUGUCCAACUGCGGGAAGAUAUUUCACUUAGAAGUUUGCUCCAGAGACUUUGCAAGUGAGGUCAGCAGUGUGUUAAACAAGGGACACCCAAAAGUCUGUGAAAAGUUAAAAGCACUGAUGGUAGAAUGGGCUGACGAUUUCAAGAACGACCCGCAACUCAGUCUCAUUUCAGCCAUGAUUAAGAAUCUGAAGGAGCAAGGAGUGACCUUCCCUGCCGUUGGAUCGCAGGCAGCAGAACAAGCUAAAGCCAGCCCUGCGUUGGUCGCUAAAGACCCUGGUACUGUAGCCACCAAGAAAGAGGAGGAAGAUCUUGCAAAAGCUAUUGAAUUAUCGCUGAAAGAGCAGAAACCGCCGGGUGCCGUGUCCAGCAUCUACCCGAGUACCAGCUUCUUGUCCAAUCACAAGCCCGAAGGUCGGAAGGUGCAGGCCAUCUACGACUUUGAAGCUGCGGAGGAUAAUGAGCUGACGUUCAAAGCCGGUGAAAUAGUCACUGUCCUGGAUGACAGUGACCCAAACUGGUGGAAAGGAGAGACCAGUGAAGGAAUCGGGUUAUUUCCCUCAAACUUUGUCACUGCAGACCUGACGGCGGAGCCGGAGAUGAUGAAGACUGAGAAGAAAACGGUCCAGUUUAGUGACGAAGUCCAAGUGGAGACCAUAGAACCAGAGCCAGAACCAGUGUAUAUCGAUGAGGAAAAAAUGGAUCAGUUACUGCAGAUGUUGCAGAGCGCAGAUCCCAGUGAUGGUUUACCAGAUCCCACAGAUCUGAUUCAUCUUGAAGCUGCGUGUCACCAGAUGGGGCCGAUGAUUGAUGAAAAGCUCGAAGAUAUUGACAGGAAACACUCUGAACUUUCAGAACUAAAUGUCAAAGUGAUGGAGGCUCUCUCUUUAUACACAAAGCUAAUGAACGAAGACCCUAUGUAUUCCAUGUAUGCGAAGAUGCAAAACCAGCAGUACUACAUGCCACCAGCAGGGGCCGCUCCACAGCAGACAUAUCAAGGACAACAUCCGAACGCCACAUAUCUAGUUACCGGAAACACGCAGAUGGGCCCCGUACAGACUUACCCGGUUCCUCCAGAACAGCUUCCAUCUCUAGGUCAGACAGCUGCAGCGCUUCCUACAGCCUCGAACCUUCCCAGCCAGUCACCUCAAGCUUCCUAUAAGCCCGCAGUUGUCGGAUCCGCUGCCGGAAGCACGUAUGUCGGCCCAGCUCCAGGAUACACGCCAAACCCUACCGCUGCCAUAGACCUCUCUAUUUAUCAGACUGGUACGAACAUGUCCCAAGUUCCGAAUUAUACACUACCCUCUACAACCCUCUCGCCCUCCUCGGCCAGCCAAGAUCUACCACAGAGCUACUCCCAGAAGGCUCUUCUAUAAGUCCCAGAAGCCUGGACUCUAUAACGUUGCUGUAGCACCUAUGUAAUAACCGUAACGUGACCACUCCCACGAUUAAACCUCGCCUUUUAAUUUCACUAUUCGCCCAACCAGUUGUUAAGCUGAGGUUUAGGUUCCACUGAUCUUGAUCCCAUUUAACCCUUGUAUAAUACACUAUAAAGAGAGAACCUGGUGGACGCUGCACCCCUGGGUGGCGGACCGGUCUGCAGUUCUCGUAACGUACACGUGAUGGGGUGAAUAGUGACGUCCUGGUGUUUUAUUAAUGGUGACCCUGUAGUGCACAUACCAAUGGUGUGGUCCUUCCAAGAGGACGACAUUGUCCUGUACAUGAUAACCUAUAGGACCGCACGUAGCAGCAGAUGUCCCAGUGUUGUUAACUCUUUGUGCUCUGUGUAAGAAUUGGACAUCUGGUCAGACAAACGAGAUCCUAGAUCUGGUGAUUACUUUUACCUUUUGCUCUUGAUUUGACAUCUUGGAACAUUGAGUCGCUGGUUACACAUUAAUCCAGUAUCGCAGUGUGGAAUCACGAGCGCCGUUUCUUGAGCCAUCAGGAAGAAGGUGUGUAAGGCCGGUUUCACAUCAUCGUUAAAGAUAUUCUCUGGAUCCGGCAUAGCCGGUAAGUUUCACUUGCCCACCAGACCUUUAUUGGCUAUAAUGGGAACCGCUGGAGUUCUGGCCACCCCCCGGGACAUAUGCUGGGGUUCGACUUGACAAAAGUUGUUGCACACCACGGUUUUUGUCCGGCCGGAUCUCCACCAGUUUCCAUUAUAGUCAAUGGGGUCUACCGGGCAGACAGCACUUUCUGGCUAUGCCGGAUGCAGAGAACUCCGGCAGGCUGUUGUCUCUGGUGUGAAGGUAGCCCAAGUCCUUCCAUUAUAACUACUAUUCCUUUUGAAUCCACUCUUGUGUUUGGCUCAAAAAAACUGCACCUGUGACUCCAUCCUAACCAUUCCCAUCAAGAUUGUUGGUGCUGCUCAGAAAAACUGGUUGCCAACCAUUAUGGAGAGCAUAGCAUUGCUUAUUCACCUUUCUAAAAACAGAUUUGUUUAUUUUUGUGUUCUGGGGUAGCUGAGGGACAUCUAUGACCACCAUAACGGUACCAAUAGAGAUGGUCUGAAAAGCUGAUUGUGAACGGUUAUGGUGGCCUUAUUGGUGAUCGCUUGACUUUCCCAGAAAAAUAUUUUAAUUAGAUGUUUGUUAGUCUCCUGAAUUGCUGCUACUCAGGAUUUUGCAAAAGCUAAGUGCAAGAGUUAUGAUGGACGUAUUGUAAUCUUAAAAUGGGGUUUGGGGAGUGUUUAAAAUAACAGAUCAUCAUUACUCCCCUUACUGAUCCCGGCUCCUCUGUGCUUCCUGCACUCGGGCUUGACCUCAGCCAAUCGCUGGCCGUGGUGACCUGCCUCAGCCACCGAUAGGAUCAGGGCGGCCAGUCCAAGAUAUUUCUGGAGUGUCAAGUGCUGGAACGGGAAGUGCGGCCCAAAGCAGUGCCCAAGGAUCGGUAACUGGGCUAAUGAUCUGUUAUUGGUCCUGUUUUUAAUUAUAAUUAUUCCCCCCUCCCACCAAAAUCCCUUUUAGGCAUUAAAAGGAACCUGUCCCAUUGAAAAUAGUGUCUGGUCUACAGGCAGCAUGUUAUAGAACAGGAGGAGCUGAGCAGAUUGAUAGAUAGCUUUAUAGGAAAAUAUUCACGAUAGUUCUGGGCAGGAGGCGGGUCCUAUCAGUGAUUGACAGCUAUCUCUGU
This is a messenger RNA of Bufo bufo (common toad), 3497 nucleotides long. It is a transcript of the gene STAM, whose product is annotated as signal transducing adaptor molecule. Gene Ontology annotation, molecular function: phosphatidylinositol binding; ubiquitin binding. The record is from RefSeq and is a predicted model, not a curated record. Gene Ontology annotation, biological process: protein transport to vacuole involved in ubiquitin-dependent protein catabolic process via the multivesicular body sorting pathway. The coding region runs from base 155 to 1744 and encodes 529 amino acids. Lineage: Eukaryota; Metazoa; Chordata; Amphibia; Anura; Bufonidae. The transcript is spliced from 14 exons. Gene Ontology annotation, cellular component: ESCRT-0 complex.